AUCUACUAGGCGUAGGAUAGUAUAUCAUUGAGACAAUUUGAAGAAAAAGGAAGGAAGAAAAAAUGCUCUUCAAGAAUUCUGAUGGCGAUGAUGUAACCAAUUGGUUGGAAGAUGAUUUAGAUUGUGAGAAUGAAGAUAAUGAGUCAAGAGAUAUCUCAAAUAGUACUGGCAGUACUCAUAGCGAGUACCAAGAUGGUUCAGAUGGUGAAGUGAACUUCAUUAAGGUUUUAUCCACCAUGGGAAGGAAAAAAGAUGGUAGAUCAGAGUGGAAGGAUGAGGCAGACAUGCUUGGUGACUUCGGUAAAGAUCCCAAUCUGUGCAUGAAGGGUGUAUGUGCUAUCCAUAGUCGGGACAUUUCUAAAGAGAGAGCUCAUAAUAAAACCUUUUACUUUGAUGAAAUCUCAUUCCAUGAUGAAACCUUUUAUCAUGAUGAAAACAUUGAUUACCAGGGCCAGGAUUUUAACAAAUAUGAUGUCCCCAGGGGAAGUAAUCUGGCUUGCUAUCUCACUGGUGAUGACCCCUCUGGCGAUGUGAAGAAAUCUGUUGAGGAGUUGCAAGAAUAUGACCCCCAAGGUGUUGACGUACGCUAUAAACUUGCAGCUCGCUAUUCCAGGCAACUAUUUGAGAUUUACAAGAACAAAGAAGAUCCAUAUUUUCCUCAUUAGUAUAGUACAGUUCUAUGAAUAACACAAAUCUGAAGUCAAAAGCCUUCCGGUAAAUUCCGGAUAAUGGUGUUUUUGUAAAUUUUCCACAAGGUAUACCAGCUUAGCCCUGCCUCUUUUUAAUGAACUUUUGGAUAUAUCCAAUCCCAGAUAAUGGUGUUCUUGUAAAUUUCCCUCAUUGCAUUUGAAGUAGAUAUAUUUGGUUCUCGAUUGUCUGUUCUGAAUGAUUUUUAGCGGUCAAAGCCUGAGAUUGUGUUUGGAUGAAUGAUUUUGAGGUGGGAUUUCUUUCCUAAGAAGAAAAUAUAAAGGAGGAAAGUCAGU
Molecule: messenger RNA, 983 nt
Organism: Rubroshorea leprosula
Lineage: Eukaryota; Viridiplantae; Streptophyta; Magnoliopsida; Malvales; Dipterocarpaceae
Source: the annotation of a GenBank genome assembly